AUGUUCCUGACCUGCGAGGGGACCUUGGGGAUCGCUCCGGCCACCAUGGACUACAGCGUGCCAGCCCGGCCGGGCCAUUUCCACGCCGGCUACCAACAGAUCGAAGGCAUCAACUUGGGCUACUUACAGAUCAACGGCACCCAGAUGUUCGCGCUGGCCCAGGUGCUCAGCGACCUGUUCAAGGACAUCCCCAGGACCACCAUCAGCAAGAAGAUGGAAACCUUAAAGAUCAAGAGCCGUCGCUGCGACCUGGCCGAGCUGCGGACCCUCAAGGCCAUCAACUCGGUGCCCACGCGCGCCGUGAAGUGCUCGCUCAUCUCCAAGGCGGACCUGGAGGCUCUCUGCACCUCCUGCAAGAGCCUCCGCCGCAGGAAAAGGAGGAGGAAGAGCAGGAGAAGGGAGCAGCUGCUGCUGCCGGGCCCCGGGGAGUUCUUCCCCUGCCCGCGGCCCCCGCCCUGCAGAGCCGGCGGCUGCUGCGGUGCCCCCGGCCGGGCCAUGCCGGCCCCCGGCCCGCAGCAGCUCCAGCCCGCCCGGGGGGGGCUCUUUGGGGGGGUCCUGGCCGGCUGCCCCCGAGAGCUGGCGCUGCUGGGCCCCGCGGCCGCGCAGCCCUGCGCGCUCCCAGGGCCCGCGGGCCGGCACCGGCGGGCCCCGGGCCGCCCCCGGGGGCUCCUCCCGCUCGGAGCGGGGCCCGCGGCCGCCAGGAAGGGCCGGUGCCGCGGCUUCCCCGCCUCCAAGCGCCAGGGCACGUCCGCCGGCUACUCCAGCGACUCGGACUCCAGCCUGGACCUCGCCGCGUCCAGCCCCGCCACCUCCAGCGACUCCUCGGAGGAGGAGGAGGAGGAAGAGGAGGAGGAAGAGGAGGAAGGGGACAGCUCGUGCAGCAGCGAGGAGGGCAGCUCCUCGGAGUCGGAGAGCAGCUCGCUGUGCAGCGGGGACUCGGUGCAGAGCACGCGGUACCGGCAGGCGGCCCUGCCCCGCUUCCAGGCCCCCCGGGAGCCGCUCGGGGAGGAGCGGCCGGCGGAGCCCCCCCCGAGCAAGGCGCUGCGCCCCGACCCCGAGCUCCUCUUCCUCUCGCAGCACCUCUGGGCCCGCACCCUGCGAGCGUCAACUUUGGAAAGUUUGAGCGCGGCCGCAGCGCCGGGGGCUCAGCCGGGGCUGUACGCGAGGCACGAGGCCUCCCCUGCCUCCUCCUCCUCCUCCUCUUCCUCUUCCUCCUCUUCCUCCUCCUCCUCCUCCUCCUCCUCCUCGCCCCCUCCCUCCCCGAGCAGCAGCAUCCCCGGGGGGGCCCCGCCACAAAAGGAGCGCGGCUUUGGGGACGCCGGCGGGAAGGAUUUGCACAAAGACGCCUCGAACAAAAGCUCCUCGUUAGAGCGGCCCAGCGGAGCCUCCCCGGGGCCGGCACCUUCCCCCGAACCGGCCCCGGAGCUGCGGGCGAGCCCCGCUGCCCUCGGCGAGCCCCGGCCGGAGCAUUUCGACCGCUUGAUCCGCCAGUCCAAGCUGUGGUGCUACGCCAAGGGAUUCAACGUGGACGGGAAAGGUUUGCGGCAGGGCCGGGGCAGCCCGGAGCCCUGGAGGGGAGCGGAGCUGCGGUUCCAACCCCGCGGAGGAACCGGGAGCCCCGCGGCGCUGCGGAGCCGCCAGGACGGCAGCGCCAAACGGCGGCGCCUGGCCAGGGUCACCGAGAGGCAGCGCGGCCCCUCCAAAGCCAGGCCGCCAAAAACUCCCCGCAGGAAUUCCAGGAAGGGAAACGCUCCCUGCAAGGCCAGCCCGCCUCGGAAUUCCUUCAGCCUGAUGGGCAACUUCCCCUGCACGCCCUCGCUGGUGGUGGGCGAGGACGGGGACCUGUGCCCGGCCUCGUCGCUGGGCGGCAAAAACUCCUGGGCGCUGUCCAAGACGCACCCGCUGUGGCGGUGGCACCUGGGCGGCAGCGCCAUCCCCGUGCCCCCCAGCCUCAAAUUCCGCGGCUGCGCCAGCCUGGAGGAUCCCUGA
This is a messenger RNA of Agelaius phoeniceus (red-winged blackbird), 1989 nucleotides long. The record is from RefSeq and is a predicted model, not a curated record. Lineage: Eukaryota; Metazoa; Chordata; Aves; Passeriformes; Icteridae.